AUGAAACUCCAAAAAUCUCUUCAAGAAUAUCUCCCUAAGAUCAAAAAACAAACUCCAAGUUUUCAAUUUUCUCCUAGUUCUUUUUCCUCCACCACUAGCAAGAUCUUAGCGGGGUGUAAGCACUCCGCCAAAAACUUCUCCUUCAAGGGUGAACGAAAGGGUAGUCAAAAAAAUCAUCUUGAUGAUCAAUUACAUAAUGAGGAGGCGGCCGCCACAUUGGAGGACAUUGAUAGGUUCUUGAUUGAGAACUUUAAGUCAUUGUAUGGUGAAGAUCAUGGAAAUAAUAACGACGAUAAUUAUGAAUUCAUACGUGAGAACGAAAAAUUAAAAGGAUUCUUUACUCCCCCACCUGAUCUUUGUGGGUCCCACCGUUUUUUUGUUUCUCCCGUCUCCUCUAGCUCUUUGCUUGAGGAGGCUAGGCUAAGUGGCUUGGCAACCACCUCAACAUCUGAGGAUGCAAGAUCAACCUUAAUAUCUUUAGGAAAUAAUCGCGGUUACAUCAAGGAUGACACCCUAGCGACUCCACCUGGGAUAGAAGAUUGCAUUGCGCUACCAACGGUGUCUCCGACUCCGUACGAGGAUUUUAGAAGGUCCAUGCAAGAGAUGUUGGAUGCUAGGAUUAAUUCCAAGCAAAGAGUAGAUUGGGAUUUCUUGGAAGAAUUACUAUUUUGUUAUUUGAGGUUGAAUGAGAAGAAACAAUAUAAAUACAUUAUUAGUGCAUUUGUGGAUUUGAUUGUGGUUUUACGUCAAAAUUCGAGCAAUAGAGGGCCGGUUGGGUCACUUAAAAUAAUCACAUUGGUACGGCUGGCUCGACUCGACUGCAGGUUCUUUUUUGGGAAUGUGGUAUACACUCCAACGAAUACAAGUCUAAGUGGUCUUGAGAUAUAG
Amaranthus tricolor (Joseph's coat) is the source of this 888-nucleotide messenger RNA. Its product is annotated as transcription repressor OFP14-like. The transcript is spliced from 3 exons. The coding region runs from base 1 to 888 and encodes 295 amino acids. Gene Ontology annotation, biological process: negative regulation of DNA-templated transcription. NCBI's taxonomy places the organism in Eukaryota, Viridiplantae, Streptophyta, Magnoliopsida, Caryophyllales, Amaranthaceae. The record is from RefSeq and is a predicted model, not a curated record.